AUGCGCGCCCUGCCUACACCCUCCCAUAACCCCUCUCCCCCCAUCCGCCCAUCCGCCAUGCGAGCAGCGAGUGUGGCCAUAUGGGGCAUCACUCUCGCCACCUACGCGGCCAUGGCCGCCCUGCCUCGCCGCCUCUCCGGCUGCGUUGUCUUCCUCGCCGCCUUCGCCUUCCUCAUCUUCUGCCAUGCAACGAGCCUAGACGCGAGUGCGUGGAGGAGGGGAGACAUCGACUUCACAGGCACGCUCAUGAUUGUCACCCUCAAGCUUGUGGGGGCCGCUAUGGACUGCCAGGACGGCAGCCAGCAGCCGGACGGCAGGGAGCAGGAUGGCAAGCCGCCACCCGCUGCGGCACCAUCCACUCCUCGUGUGUGCUCUGCCCUUCCCAUUCGCACGACCUCUGCCUCCCGCUCAUGCACAAACCCACACGCUCUGCUUUCUCCCCACCCCAUCAACGCCUCUCCUCCCUCUCCCCCUCAUCCUUUCUCCCACUUUUUACUCCCCACCCGUCCCUCCCCUCCAACCCUCAUCCUCCCCCCCCCCCCCCCCCUGCCUCCUCGUCUCCUUCCCCCCUUUCCCCCCUUCCGCCCCAUCCCCCAGCGCGCCAGCAGCGCGUCCCCCAGCGCGCUCCCCCGUGUGCCCCCCCUGUUGCCAUUCCUGGGGUUCGUCUUCUUCCCUGCCGCCCUGCUCGUGGGGCCGCCCUUCCCCUUGGCUGCUUACCACGACUACAUUGAGGGACAAGGGGUGAGGAGUGUGGGACGGGUGGUGGGGAUGAGAGGAGGAGAGGGGUGGGAUGGGUGGGAGGGGCGCGAGGGGUGGGAGGGGUGGAGAGUCACCUCUGCCCUGCUCGUGGGGCCUCCCUUCCCCUUGGCUGCUUACCAAGAGUACGUUGAGGCGGGGGGUGAGGAGGUGGGGGGUGGUAGGAAGGGUGGGCGAGCAUGCCGUGCGCUGGUCAAGGCGCUGCUCUGCAUGGCCCUUUACCACUCGCGCUCCCUCCUCCUCCCGCCCUCCGCCCUCACCCAACCCGCCUUCUUCACCCGCCCCUUCCUCAUCCGGGCGGGGCAGGUGGCGUUAACCCUCUUUGCCUAUCGCUGGAUGUUCUACUUCAUCUGGGCUGUAGCUGAAUCCGCCCUCAUUCUCUCCGCCUUUGGCUUCUCGGGCUUUAAGCCUGCUGAGACAGGCCACGGGGCAGGCAAGGAUGGGGAGGGGAGGGACGGAGAAGGCGGGCAGAGGCAGCAGCAGCAGCAGCGGCUGGAAGCAGACUGGAGCAGGGCGAGCAACGUGAACAUGUGGGUGGUGGAGGUAACGGGCAGUGGAGCGCAGCUGCCAUCGCACUGGAACAUCGGAGUCAGCAACUGGCUGCGCACCUAUGUGUAUGACCGCAUGACCCCCCCAUCAGGGAAGCCCACCCUCACAACACUCCUUGUGACACAGGCUGUCAGUGCACUGUGGCAUGGCCUACAUCCUGGUUACUACCUCUUCUUCCUCUCUGCUGCCAUCGCUCAAGACGCCUCUAAAUUGCUGCACCGCCUGCACCAGUCCAUCCCACCUCACAGGCGGUGGCAGCGUGGCAUGGCAUGGGUGGCGCAGAUGCUGUACACGCGCAUGCUCGUGGGGUACGCUCCACUGGGCUUCAUUCUACUGCGGGCGGACCUCACAUUCACAGUGUGGCGCUCGCUCUAUUUUUUUGGCUCCAUCCUGCCGCUCCUGCUCUCCGCAUUGCUGCCUCCACUCAUUCCUCCAUCCAACCGGCGAAAGAAAGAACAAUAA
This is a messenger RNA of Closterium sp. Yama58-4, 1767 nucleotides long. The record is from the annotation of a GenBank genome assembly. NCBI's taxonomy places the organism in Eukaryota, Viridiplantae, Streptophyta, Zygnematophyceae, Desmidiales, Closteriaceae.